AUGGUAUGGCUUCAAGAAUUCCGGUCUUCGGAGUCAUUCGUCGUGGCGACCGUGUCAACUGCCAUUUUCACUGAUUUAUUUAUUUAUGUCAUGAUUGUUCCGAUCAUGCCCACGGCCUUAGUUGAUCGCAUUGGCGCCAGCGAGAAGGAUGUUCAACUAUGGGUUUCAAUCCUUCUUGCCGUAUACGGCGGCUCGAUUCUUCUUGGAUCUCAGCUAAAAAUAAACUUGCACACAAUAGCAUUCUUCGGAUACUUUGCAGACCACUGCAAGCAACGGCAAUUGCCUUUUGUGGUCGGGCUAGUUGCCCUUACUGCCUCGACUGGUCUAUUUGCACUUGCUCGAUCCUUCCCUGUUCUAAUUGUUGCGCGGGCGCUACAGGGGCUAUCUGCCGCGGCGGUUUGGAUCGUCGGUCUUUCUAUCAUUGCGGAUAAUGUGCCCAGUGAGCGCGUGGGUGAAGCUAUGGGUUAUACUACCGUUGCGCUCUCAUGGGGAUCAUUGCUGGGACCCGCUCUUGGGGGAAUCAUGUAUGACAAGGUAGGCUUUCACGGGGCCUUCAUAGUACCUGUAUGUCUGCUUGUCGCGGAUGUAAUCAUGCGGUUUGCAAUGAUUGAGACAAAGAAAUCCACACAAGUCGAUGAUUCUUCUUGCAACGAGACGCAUAGCAGUUCUGCAAGUGAACCAGAAAGCGCCACUAAGAUCUUUCCAUAUUUGAGCCCCGAUGAGCAAACUCCUUUGUUGGGACCUUCAAAGUCAGAAGUCAACAUUGGGCAAAUUGAAAGAAAGGCCUCUGUCACUGUUUUCAGGCUACUCCGCUCCCCACGCUUGCCACUCGCAUUGGCAACAAUUGUAAUGAUUUCGAUCGUCAUUUCAUCUUUGGAUGCAACACUUCCAUUAUUCGUUAUUGAAAAGUUUAACUGGUCACCGAGCGGUGCUGGCUUGAUAUUCACUGUACCUGCCGUUGCUAGCUUCUCCACAAUAUAUAUUGCAGAGUACGCUAGCAAAAUAGGGCCACGGAUCCUCGGAGCGGCUGGAUUCAUACUCGUCGCCAUCUCGUGGUUUUUGAUGCAGCUUGUCCAACAUAACACCACGAAUGAUAUAGUUCUCUUGGCUGUAAUUCUGGCGGUGCUUGGUGCCUCCAUCUCUACAGUCCAGAUGAUUGCAAUGACAGAAGUAUCAUAUGCGGUCGAAGAACACGAGGCAGAAUUUCCUGGGGCUUUUGGUGAUAAGCCCCCUAUAGCACAGGCGUAUGCGCUCUUCAACAUGGGGCUUGCGGGAGGCCAGUUGCUAGGCCCUGUUAUCGCAGGAGCUAUUCGGGUUCACGCUGGAUGGAGCGGGCUAAUGAUCACUCUUGGGGCUUGUUGUGGGUUGAUGUCGCUACCUCUCUUGCUGUUCCGACAGAGGACAAUAGAGUCCACGGAAAACCAGACGGAAGAAAGCGCCUAG
This is a messenger RNA of Penicillium coprophilum, 1443 nucleotides long. Its product is annotated as MFS transporter. Gene Ontology annotation, biological process: transmembrane transport. Gene Ontology annotation, molecular function: transmembrane transporter activity. Lineage: Eukaryota; Fungi; Ascomycota; Eurotiomycetes; Eurotiales; Aspergillaceae. The coding region runs from base 1 to 1443 and encodes 480 amino acids. The record is from RefSeq and is a predicted model, not a curated record. The transcript has 7 exons.